Messenger RNA from Thlaspi arvense, 519 nucleotides. NCBI's taxonomy places the organism in Eukaryota, Viridiplantae, Streptophyta, Magnoliopsida, Brassicales, Brassicaceae. The record is from the annotation of a GenBank genome assembly.
AUGCUGGGAGAUUUCAUUACAAGAAUCAUAAUAUUGCUUGCUGGUUACGCGUACCCAGCAUAUGGAUGCUACAAAAGCGUGGAAAAGAAGAAGCCUGAGAUUCAAGAACUUAGAUACUGGUGCAAGUAUUGGAUCAUGGUGGGUCUCCUUACAGUUAUCGAAAGGAUAGGAGAUAUCACUGUAUCAUGGUUACCACUCUAUGGUGAGACCAAAAUCGCUCUUCUCAUCUAUUUAUGGUGCCCAAAAUCACAGGGAAUCAGCUAUGUGUACGAGAAGCUACUACGUCCGUACAUGUCAAGGCAUGAAUUGGACAUCGACCAGGGGAUUUCGGUUCUAAAGAUUAGAGGACGUUCUGCGAUUCUUCGAUUGUUACAAUGUGGCUAUCACUGGAGUCUACAGAUCUUCAAGCAUCUGCAACAACAAUUCGCUAUCGAUAAGGUGUGUGUUGGAAACAGAUGUAAAUCUAUCUCCCAUUUCAUGAAAAUCCGAAGCUUCACUUGUUGUUCUACAGAAAACUGA